GGUCGGUUGACUUUUUGUUAAAAAAAAAGUAUUAUUUUGUCGUGUUAAUUUAAUUAAAUGAUUAUUAGAAAUAAUUGAUUGAUAUUAAAUUUAUAUCAAUAGCAAACAUUUCCCUUAUUAAUAAUCCUUUCGACAAGAAUUCUAUAUAUAUUAAACGUUAGUCGCCAUCUUAAAACUAUCAGAAGUCAUUCCUCCUUGCUCGUAUUGCGUAUCUUCUUAUUUGUUGACAUUAUCAAUAAUUAAACUUCCGCAUUAAGAAGAAUGUUUACUGGAGUAAACAUAAUCGAAUUAUUGUAAAUAGUUGACAAUAUUCUUGAUAAAAUGUGUAUUAAAAGACAACAGAUUGGAAGUGAUGAAAUUAACGAUACGAGCAAUGAUAUUAAAAUUGUGGUGCAUCGGAUUCUUAAGGAUUAAAGUUGCAUAAAAUAUUAAGAAAAUGGCGACAGAUGUCGAGGAAUCAGAUACAGACGAUCAUGAAAGACCAGUUCCGCCAAAACGUCAACGUACAAGAUGCAUUAAGGUCGAUGAAAAUUAUUCCGAAACGGAUAAUACAUCACACAACAGCGAACAUACAAUACAAAAUGCAGAAUAUGUUGAGUUAGAGGACGUAGAAAGAAGAGAGAAAUUAAGGCGAUGGCAAGCUUGCCAAGUUGCAACAGGAGUUGUAGACAAUACUAUUAAUAAUAUGUUGGAAGACCUUAUGCCAUCUGAAUCCUAUUCUGUAGAAGAGACAGAAUUUCGUUUAUUUAGGGGGAAUGACAUGGAAAAUACAGCUGUUAUGAUGGCCAUUCGUAAUCACGGUUUGGUUCAAUCAACAGAACUUCUCUCUCCACCCAAUGACCUCUAUAAUAAUGGGGUGCCUGGCUGUUGGGCUAAUAACAAUUGGACAAAUGUAUCGUGUUGUCCAUCCAAUAAUAUGCAAAAUACAGGAGAUUUUUCUAAUUCUAUAGCUGCAUCAUCGGCAAAUUCCUUGACAAUAUUUGAUCCUAUAGAAGUUCCGCCAUAUAUUGAGCCCACUUGGGAUAUUGAUGAAAUAGCAGUUAAUGAUCAGCAAGAAGAUUUCCUAGAACGAGCUGUAGCAGAAGCUAUCAAGAAAAAAGGCUUAAGUGCAUUGAGUGUUGAUUACGGAUGAACUGUUUCUUUCCACUAAUUGCUAUACGAAUGUAUUAAUACAAACAUGGUAUUAUUAUAUAUAAGACUAUUAUAUACAUAAAUAGUAUAUAAUAGCGGUAAUUUUGUUCUCAUUUUUUAGAAACUUUAUUCCUAUAUCGCAGUUUAUUUUAUUUAGUAAAUAUCAAAAGACUUUAUAUAUGUGAACCAAGCGUGU
Messenger RNA from Polistes canadensis, 1327 nucleotides. RefSeq lists its product as uncharacterized. Bases 437 to 1132 code for a protein of 231 amino acids. The record is from RefSeq and is a predicted model, not a curated record. The transcript has 3 exons. Lineage: Eukaryota; Metazoa; Arthropoda; Insecta; Hymenoptera; Vespidae.